GGGCGGGGCAGCACUGCAGCAGAGCGCUUCUCCGGUAAUGCUCCAUAGAUACACGCGCUCCUUCCCGCCCCUGCUGCGAGACAGGUGGUUGGCCCGCGCGCGUUCAUCCUCGAGCUCUCCCCCAUUAGAAUAGGACAAAUAAAUAUAUCGCCCACGUUUGUUGACAGCACGGAGAGGGGCGGUUGGAGCGCGUCCCCGAUGGACUCCCGGCUUGUGACCUCCGUGAUCGCGGGGCGGCCCGCAGGAGAGUGGGGCAGCAGCCGGAGCGCACGAGCGGAGCCGCGCCGAUCCACGAGCAAAUGUUUUGCAGCCAAAUCCUCGAGGCGCUGUUGACAGGAGAGGGGGGAGAUGCGCGAAUAGAAAUCUGACACGACUCGGGUGGAUUUUUUUUUUUUUUUUGCGUGGCGGCAGGAUCCUUUCUGACAGUCCUCCGGUCGUAGAAGUUCCCCUGGGAGAGCGAGGGAGGAGGCUCAUCAUGGCUACAGGCGCCGGUAAGGCUGCACAGCCCGCCGCUGCCGCCGCCGCCGCCGCGCCGGGCUCCACCGUGAACGGGACUGCGGCAGAGCUGCCCAACAUCGAGCAGGAGCUCUAUGAUUACCAGAUGCACAGCAAGAUGUGCAAGAAGAUCGCCCAGCUCACCAAGGUGAUUUACUCUCUGAACAUGAGGAAUGAGGAGCACGAGACAGCCCUGCAGGCCCUGAGCCACGCCCACCACGAUGAGCUGCACCGCAUCCUUGUGGAGACGUGCCAUGAAGGAGAGGGGUCAGCUUUGAGGACACGACUCCUGGAGCUGCAGGAGUCUCUGGAUGAGCAGCAGCGGGUCGGAGCCCAGGUUCAAGCAGAUUUUGAGUUCUUCCGCAUCCAGGCAGAGGAGAGGGAGCGUGAGACUGAAGCAGAGCUGAGGAAAGAGUUUGAGGAGAAACUCCAGGCCUCAGAGGAAGAGCUCCAGGAGGCCAAAGCUCAGAUCAGUGUUGCCCAAGAGGAGAGCCUGAGACUGAGCAAAGAACUGGAGAAAGCCGGGGAGCAGAUCCAAGAGCUGAGCGCCAAAUGUGAGGAGCUGGAGAAAGCUUCAGAUGAGGAGAAUAAGAGGAAAGAGGAUGAGCGACAAAGAGAGGACAAGGAGAAGGAGAGGCAAGAGGAGGACCGAAGGAUGGAAAAACGGGAGGACUUGGAAAGAGUGAAAGCCCUCUUGGAGGAGCUAAAGGCGCUGAAGGAGGACAGGGAGCGAGCAGAGGAGGAAAAGAAAGAAGCGAUGAAAGAGGAGCGGAAACAGUGGGAGAAAAAGGUGAAUGAUCUGAGUGAGGAGAAAGAGGAGAUGAGGAAGAGAAUAGAGGCAGAGUUUAGGGAGGAGCGGCAGAGGUGGGAGGAGAGGGAAGAGGAGGAGAAGAAGGGGAUGCACAGUGCUCUGCGGGAAAGAGUGAAGCGGGCUGAAGCAGAGGUGGAAAGUCACCUGGAGAGGCUGGCAGAGAGCAAGAGAAACACAGUGAAACUGCAAGAGCGCAUACAGGACCUUGAGGAGGAGCUGGAGCUGCAUCGGAAGCGCGUGUCGGAGGCGGAAGGCGUGGCCAAACGGGCGGAGGAGGAGCUUGCAGUCGCCAAGGAGAGGCUGCUGCUGCAGGAAGACGAGCUGCAAAGCCGAGCAGAGGAGCUGCUGAAUCGCAGAGGCUGUGAAGUGUGUGUGUGCGCUGAAGUGGAGGAGCUGAGGAGCCAGGUGAGCCGUCUGCAGAGCAGGAACAGGGAGCUGGAGCUGCAGAGCAGCGGCAGGAACAAUGAUCACGCCCGGCAGAUACGUCAGCACGCUGAGGCCCUGUCCAGUUUGCGCUCGGAGAUGGUGCGAGCCCAGAGUGAAGAGCUGCGCCGCAUCCAAAAACAUGCGGACGACGAGAGGGACAAACUGCAGAGGGAGAUCGAAAAGGAAAGGGAAAACAUGCAGAGGGAGAGGGAACAAGAAAAAGAUCAUAUGGAGAAGGAGAGGAGAAAGCUCCGCAAAGAAAGAGAUGAAGAAAAGGAGGCCAAACUCAAAGACGUUGAAGAGAUCAGAGAUAAGCUGAGGAGGGAAAAAGAUGAAGAGGUGGACCGGCUGCGCAAGGAGCUGGAGGUCGAGAGGGUUCGCGUCCGCUCCCAACUGGACAAGAACAUCGAACAGGUGGAGGCGGAGAGAGCAAACGUGCAGCAGAAGCUGGAGGAGGAGAAGAAGAGGCUGGUGGAGAAAGCAGAGGAGGAUAGGAGGCGACUGAAGGAGCAGGUGCGGAAGGCGAUAGAGGAGGUGAUGAGGAGACAUGCAGCUGAACUAAAUGACGUUCAAGAAGCUCUGAGCUCAGAGAGAAAGACCAACCAAGAGGUGUGUUUGCGUUUGGAGGAGGAGAGGAGGGCUGCUGACGAGCUACGCAGCAGGUUAGAGAAGGAAAAGGAGGAGUUAAGGAAAUCGCUGAAGGAUGCAACCACUGAGAUCCAGAGGUUAGAAGGAACCAUCCAACAAUCAAAUCACAAAGAAAAAGCUACGCCUGAAGCUUCACACUCAUGCGGACCCCGCUGUUCUCGUUUGGAGGAGGAGCUUAGCCAAGCUCUGGGUCGGCUGGCUCAGGUUCAGGAGGAGACCGAGAGGCAGCGAGACAGGCAGCAGAGGGAGAUGGCUUUUCUGAAGGCUGACAAGCAUCGGCUGGAGGAGAAGAUCCUGGAGCAGAGCCGGAAAAAUGCAGAGAAGAGUCUUCUAGAGCAGAGUCAGCGGCAGAUGGAGGACCGGAUAAGGGUGGAGUGUGAAGAUCGCCUCAGAGCGGAGUUCCGGAUAGAAAUGAAUGCAGCCGUUGCAGAGAGUGAACAGAGGUGGCAGGACCGAGAGCAGGAGUUGCAGAGCCAAAUAUCUGAGCUGCAGGCUCAGCUGACCGAGAUGCAGGAGCAGGAGGAGAAAAAGAAGGCAGGGCAGGGAGACGAUAGUCACGGCAAGACUGAGAUUGACAGGCUGAAAAGGGAGGUUCAAGAGACCAAAGAGAUAAACAGAAAACUGAAGGAGCUGCUGCAGGAGCCCCAAACGUCAGCUGAGGAGAGGCACAGUCAUGCCAUGGCGCUGCAGGCAAUGGAGAGACAGGCAAAAGAAGAUCUGCUGUCUGAGAGAAACAGACUUCAGACGCUGCACCACCUGGAGCUCGAUAAGCAGCGAGCUGAGCUGACCCAGCAGCACACGGAGUGGAGCAGACAGAUGACCCAGAGACACAUGCAGCAAAUAGAAGACCUACAGGCCCAACUGCAAGCACACACGCAGAUGAUGGCUCUGCAGCAGGACCUGAAGCAACAGAACCAGUACCAGGUGUUUGAGCGUCAGCUGGAUGAGAGUCGCUGCGCCAUGCAAGAGCUCCAGAGAGAAAACGCUGCAUUAAAGAAGCAAUUAAAGGAAAGGUCAGUUCAGAGGAAUUCUGAAAUUGUGGAGAAAGAAGAGGACAGUGCAGAGAUGAGGAAGAAGAGGGACGCUCAGCUAGAAGAAGAGGCGCAACGUCUGAAGGAGGAGGUGGAGAAACUGAGGGUGGAAAUGGAGAAACUUGAGGAGUCCCAGAAGCAGUGGGAGGAGAAAAGGGAGGAUGACGUGAAGGAGGAGGAGGUGGACGAGGAGAAGAAGAAGGAGCGGGAGGAGGAGAAGAGGAGAGAAGAAGUGGAGGAGAUCAGAAGGGAGCACAAGAGGGAGAUUCAGAGCUUGGUGUCGGAGUACAGUAGCGCCCAAAACCACCUGCAGGCUCGAAUAGUGGCUCUGGAGAAUGAACUGCGUGAGCGGGAGGAGCGGUGCAGGAGGCGGGAGCCUCGGUGGGACGACGUGCAGUUGGGAAGACUCCAGGAGAGGCUGACAGAGAGAGACCAGCUCAUCAAACGAUUAGUGGAGGAGAGGCAUCAGCUGCAACUUCACCCUCCUGUUGCCGGGGACAACAACACCCUCAGGCUGAGGGACACCAAGUCCCGGCCUGGGAGCGUCACUCCAACAAUGAGAAGAAAGGGCGUGGAGUCGCCCCCCCGAGUCACCAGCAUCCCUAGCACUGCUGCCCUCGACAGGAACAUCUUCCCUUCCCAAUCCUCCACGUCCUCCAUCCCUCAGCACUCCUCCUCCACCCUCCCCCACCAGUCAUCCUCUCACCCUCACGUCUCUCCCCAAUAUUCCACCUCCUCUCUUCCACACAAGCACACUUCCAUCUCCUUAGGGCAGCAUUCCUCCCCGUCCCUCCCACGUUCCACCAGAUCCCGGGCCUCCUGCAUCCCUCCAACGCCGGCGCCAACGGCUCCCCUCCCCGUCUGCCCCUCACCCACCACAGGCAUCCGAUACGUGUCCCCUUCCUGCCAGGAGCCACAUGCACACUUCCAAGCCCAAUCAGUCAGGGGCUCAUACCUGGAGCAAAGGGGCACAGAAGGGCUGAAGCAGGAGUGGUUCACCAAAUACUUCUCCUUCUAAGCACAAACGCACACAGACACUCCAGCUGCAACUGCAUUUCCUAUACAGUUCAUUGCUUCCUAUACAAAUACAGACUAAAGGACACACACAAAUAAGACAUACCCAGAUUGACGGAUUUAUUGGCUCAUCACCAGCAAGGCCAUCUCUAACAUUGCCUCUAAGCUCAACCAAAAAGUGCUUCUCUACACAUGCCUGACCUCUUCUCAGAACGUAUGUUGAUUGGAUCGUCCGACAAGUUUCCAUGGAAUUUUUUUCACUUUUUUUUUUUUAAAGGCAGUCUUCCUUUUUUUUAAAUGCAACCGUUGCAUCAGAUAUUCCAGAUAAGUGUACUUUUUUUAAAAAUAAAAAAAUACAUUUCUCUUCAAUUAAGGAAACGUUGAAGUUGUUAAAACCACAUAACUCUACGGCAUAUCAAAAUGAAGCUCGUCUUAAUGCAAAAAUGUAUAAUCUUACUUAAGAAAUUGAAUAAACAUAUUUUGUUUUUGUAAGUG
Messenger RNA from Oryzias latipes (Japanese medaka), 4920 nucleotides. RefSeq names its product family with sequence similarity 184 member B (gene fam184b). The record is from RefSeq and is a predicted model, not a curated record. NCBI's taxonomy places the organism in Eukaryota, Metazoa, Chordata, Actinopteri, Beloniformes, Adrianichthyidae.